Molecule: messenger RNA, 1599 nt
Organism: Physella acuta
Lineage: Eukaryota; Metazoa; Mollusca; Gastropoda; Physidae
Biological process (GO): neuropeptide signaling pathway
Cellular component (GO): plasma membrane
Molecular function (GO): G protein-coupled peptide receptor activity
Source: RefSeq, a predicted model, not a curated record
AUGGACCGAAUCACUCUUGGGGGUGUCUCCACUUCCGGUGGAGCAGACCUCUUCUUCAAUGCCUCCACCGAGGAUCCUUUUCAGAGCAACUCCACUGAAGCUAUGUUUCAGAGCAACUCCACGGCGCCCCCGAACAACUUCCGGUUUGAGUAUCCCAGGAUCCCCUACUGGAUUUCCCUGACCUACUUCUGUAUGCUGUGUUUGUCAGUGGGACUGGGGAUUCCCGGAAAUGUCAUUACUGCUGCUGCUUAUCUUUCCAUCAAGAACAAGUCCAACUGUGACUGGUACAUCUUCUUCAUGGCACUAUUUGACCUGCUAGCCUGUGUAUUCCGGAACACGGCCUUUAUCCUGGAGUACCUGGAGGUCUGGCUUGACCUCUCGACCUCAGGCUACUGUCGUUUUAUCGUCUGGGUGUCUCAGUCGACCGUGGGCAGCUGCAUCUUCUUGUUCGCUCUCAUUGCCAUAGACAGAUACUUCAAACUGUGCAACAUCUCCCAGGAAACGAUAACUCCGCAGAAAUCAAGAAACAUAACUCUUGUCUUGACCCUGGUCAACGUCCUCACGGCCGCCCCCUGUCUCUACCUGUUCGACAACCUUGACAGGGGCGUGUGUCAAGUCAAGACUGAGAUGGUCAACAACCCAUUUGUCAAAGCGUACUACAGCAUCAUCUUUAUUCUAUUCCUUCUCAUGAUGCUCAUCGUUGUCUACUGUUACAUCAGCAUCGCGGUCAAGGUUCGGCGAUCCCGGCGUGUCGGUCUGGUUGAGCGGGAGUUUGUUUACAAGAGCGAGAUCGCUGACGAGUUGUCCUCCCAUUCCAUCAGCUUCAAGAGACAGCUAACGACUACGACCUCCGACGAAUCCAUCCUGACCCAUCUUACAUCUGACGCCCCUUGUGUACCGCAGGGGUCAUCCACAGUUCAAGGUCAGGAGCGCCCCGGUCAACCACAGCACUUCGACCGACACGUGAUCAACCUUGAACUUCCUUCAGCAAACAGAACGGAUGUGAGACUUGUGCGAGGUCAGUCUCUCGCCGCUAGAGGCGGGGGAGGAGAAAGUGGCUCGAGAACAGCAUUCCCGUCUAGCGCUCGGUCUAGCAGAACCGCUGACCCGACGACCUUGGGACCCACUGGAAUAGCAGAGUCCAUGAACACAGGGUCUAUCGGCAUAGCAGGGGCGAUAACCAAUGGCCACAUCGGCACAACAGGGGUGAUAACCAACGGCAACAGCGGUACAGCCGGACAGCUGACCUCAGGCGCUACCGGAGUUGCCUCCCCCCUGACCAUCUUACACGCCCAGCGCGAGUUCGUUCGUCAGCAGAGGAACAUCCGGGUCACGGGGCUUCUCUUUGUCGUCACUUCCGUCUUCAUCCUGAGCUGGAUCCCGCCCUACGCCGCCAUGAUCAAGGGCUUCUUCGUGGGCUACACCUGGCCGCUCUCCACGGGGGAGCUGGUCCUGAGCAGCUACGGGGCAAAUGUUUACGUCAUCAACACCUUCUCCAACCCCGUCAUAUACGCCGCCAUGAGCGUGACGUACCGGAAACACGUCAAAACGUUGUUUACAAAAAUUAAAAUUAGCGUACAUAACUUCUUUUACCGGUAG